GGUCACACUGCCUUGACUCGCGACAGGGGCAGUAAUGCUGCCAUCUUGACCGACGAGCGAUCGAGCCGGUUCAUGACGACGGAGCGACGACCCAUUCGAGAUGUCGACAUGGUCUCAUCGAGGACAAGCAUCGCAAGAGUCAGAUGCCAGUCGUCGGUCAGCAUCGCCCGCCCCAUUUGCUUCGAGCGGUGAAUCUAGCGACUCGAUGGACGGCAUUCGUCUAUCAGGUGGAUGGUACUCUGGCAGGAGAGGCUCGGCGCCUCCGCAGACGGUCAAAUACGGCAAGGAGGGGAUGUCAUCUGUCAACAUGAUACAGUCUGGCUCGGAUCCUCUGCCAGUAGCAUCGAGCAGCAGCGAAGAGCACUCGCAGGGGUUCAAGCUCAAGGCAACUGAAGCGCCUGAUGUCGGCCUGGCGUCGAGCAUAGGCCGGAGCCCGAGCUCGACGGAUAUUGCUCGCUCACUUUCAUCAUUGACUGCUACACCUUCGACGUUGAUCAACACGCCGAAGGGCGGCUCACCAAAGCUCUCGUCGAGCCCAUUGCCGUCCUCAAGCUCGUUUAAGAAUGUCUCGCGCACACGUACAAAGUCGUCCACGUCGCCCAAGCUCAAGGAGAGGCAGCUGCCAGGCGACGUGACUCCUUCACGUACGCCACUGGUGGCAGAUGUACAGCUCUCGAAGUCACGCUUGCUAGUAACGAAGACGCAUAUACUAUAUCCACCUCGCGAGACUGUGCCGUUUCGGUCUUGCGUGCUCGCAUUUAGGGUCAUCUUUCACGCGCUCACGCAGGGCCGCGUUCGACAAGCCGAAGUCUCCUUGAGGUUCUUUCCAGCUGGGGAUGACCCCGAUGGCGUAUGCCCCGUCAUCAAAGCAAUCUAUCCCUCGCACAGUACGCAAGCACCGCCGGUCGAGGAGCGUACGCAAGUACACAGAAACACAAACACAACCCUUGGCGUGUCGAUUGGCUAUACGCCAUACGGCUCGCUGUUCCUGUCUCGCGGAGGAGGAACAGACUACGCUUAUACAUCUCAUCCGUCAGUGCUAGGAUCUGGCGUUGAAUCGUCAAGAGCACUCUUCACGAUUGGCGAAGAUCCGGUAGCACAUACCGGCGUUACACCUUCGCUCGAUCUGGCGGUCUUGCUCUGGCUGCCCGAGGAAGGCAACAACGCUUUCGAAGCCGAGCUAUCGGUAGAAGCGACAGUGGGCCGAUCUGGCGUAGGUUCAGGCUUCGGACGGCUGCUGGGAUCGCCGCGCGUUUGGCGAAUGGGCUUUGAUGGCGAAACGCAGCUUGGCGAGAUGCAAUUCGGCGACAUGAGCUCGGGCGUCGUCGAGGUCGAGUCACGAUCUGAGCGCUCAAGCAGAAGCCCCAGAGAAGCUACCGGAGGCACGUCCAAGUCGCCUAAAUCGCAUCAUUCGCAACGUCAUCGCAAACGCGAUUCACGCUAGCGCUGUACACAUCAACAUCCAUUCUCACACUUUACGAUCGCAAGAAAAGCGCAACAGAUGCGUGUG
Mixia osmundae IAM 14324 is the source of this 1510-nucleotide messenger RNA. RefSeq lists its product as uncharacterized. The transcript is spliced from 3 exons. The coding region runs from base 101 to 1444 and encodes 447 amino acids. NCBI's taxonomy places the organism in Eukaryota, Fungi, Basidiomycota, Mixiomycetes, Mixiales, Mixiaceae. The record is from RefSeq and is a predicted model, not a curated record.